This is a messenger RNA of Lolium rigidum, 871 nucleotides long. Its product is annotated as 23 kDa jasmonate-induced protein-like. Lineage: Eukaryota; Viridiplantae; Streptophyta; Magnoliopsida; Poales; Poaceae. The record is from RefSeq and is a predicted model, not a curated record. Bases 13 to 648 code for a protein of 211 amino acids. The transcript is spliced from 2 exons.
AGGAAGAGAGAGAUGGCAAACUGCUUUGGUGAGGAAGUGGACAUUUUCAAGUUGGAUACGAUGACUAGGUAUGUUGGUAAAGAGAAGAAGCGGGAAGACCUGGCACGAGAGGCAUCGCGUCUAAGUAACGAGGACGGCAAGAGCGACAAGGCUACAAAGUACGUCCGCGAUCUGAAAGCUUGGUAUGGCAAUGGAGUGACGACCUUGUGCCUGAUCUACAACCAAACCGGCGACACCCUGCGGUUCGUAGACACCGUAGACUGGUUUGGCUACAUCGGGCAAACACCAUACCCUACCGAGAUCGGCAAUGGCCAGUGGGCGUCCUUCCUCCACGUGAAGAGGUCCGGCGUGUCGUCAGGAUCCAUGGCAGGCAUAGUCUACCGUGGCAAAGAUAAGGACGGCCGCGAGCGUGACUUCAUGCUGGGUUGGAGCUCCCCCUGGGGAGCUUUCUAUCGUAACAAGGCCUACUGUGAGGUGGGCAAUGUUGGCUCAUUCUCGUCGCGCUGGGAUGAUCUGUAUCGCCGAGUCAGCAACGCCGCUUAUACUUGGGAUGCCAAAGACAACGGGAGAAGUUCCGUGCAUGCCAGCAUUGGGGCACCCAGUUCCUCCUUGUUCAUCGCAUAUGUCGAGACCCCUUUUGGUCCAUGAAUCUAGACUACCUAUGUGUACUACCUCCGUCUACAAUAGACGUCUGAGAUUUAUUUAAAUCUAGAUGUAUCUAGAUUUAUAUAAACCUCAAACAUUUAUUUAUAUACGGAGUGAUCGAGUAUGUUUAUUUAUUUGCUUCAUCGAUGUAAUGUUGUUCCAUCUUAAUUUCCCAGCCCAUCCUAGCUUGCUCUUGCAUGCUUGAAUAAUGAAUAAUAUAAUAUAU